UGCACUUUUGCACCCCCCCCCACCCUGUAAAGUGUCUGUGUGUGUAAAAGGAAAGCUUCCUGUGGGUUGGACAUGGUGGGGGUCUUUGAUUGAAUGGAGGGACGGCCGAGGAACCGUAGGCAUCAUCUGUUAACAGGAGGAGUUGGGAGGUGCCUCCUACACACCCGCCGCUGAAUUGCCUUUUUAUGGCAGUUUGGAAUCUUUAUGACAGUUGAGUGAAUGGGAUUCACUGUGUAACUGGGGGACAGCAGGAGCGCGUGUGUGUGUGUGUGUGUGUGUGUGUGUGUGUGUGUGAGUGAGUGGGGUGAGGAGCCGAGACGACAGAAGGUGAGAGCUAGGGAAUGGAAACCUUGGCUAGAGGUCCAUCUCUGUUUCUCCAGCAGGAAUAGAUGAGUGAUUUCCCUUUGUGGGCUUUUCCUCCUCCGUAUCACCUGGGCUCAUCCACGCUGCCGGAGGAAUUUCUCUCUGUUUUCUCAAACCGUUCCUUCGUGGGAGCGACGCACAGAAGAGAGGAAGACGUCUCCUGACUCCUUGUCAGCUUGCACACUAUCUCAGCUGGAGCCAAUUUUCUUUGUGAGUUAUCACUGACUUGUGCGAGAAAAUGCUUUGAUCCGUGCAGCCAUCUGGAGUUCUUUACGUGCACGUUUCCACUGGUCACCAAGGUGCCUGAUGACAUCAUGGGUAAAACACCUCAGAAAGGUAACCUUACCCUUUUUUUUUUUUUUUUUUUUUAAAGUUUAUUUAAAAUGCAAUCCUUAUUGAAACUCUUUAAACUGAAUUUGGUUUCUUUCACAGACACAAAACACAGUAAACAAGAUAAACCAAGGGGUGGCAGUGAUGUACCCGCCCCCCUACUGACUACUUACAGUGGUACAGUCCUGUCUUUUUAACUUUAACCGACCUAAUGUACUGUAAACCACUUAAUGCUUAUUACGCUCUCUCGGGUGUUUCCCAGAGCCAUUCAACUGGGAGAAUUAUUUAAAGGAGACUUCAUCGAUGCCAGCACCCCCCAGCUGUUUUAGACAGGUAGGAUUCGAUCCAUUCGAUCCAGCUGUGGUGCUAGAAAGCAAGCGAGCAGGCUAGUGUGGUAAAUCCAUUUCGACAACAAAUCCAGACUCACAAACCAAGCAUAGAAAGAUACAUACUAAAAGCACAAAAGACAGUGGUACACGUUAGUACCCUUUUUCUGAGAGUGUGUACUUUCUACAUUAUUGUAUUUUUGAUGUUCUGCUUGAAAUGAUGUUUCUGAAAAAUAUCUUCUGGGCCUUGGGUAGGAUUGUGUAGGGUCGGGGGUUCGAUUCCCACCGCUGCCCUGUGUGGGCGAAGUCUGCAUGUUCUCCCCGUGCUGCGGGGGUUUCCUCCGGGUACUCCGGUUUCCUCCCCCAGUCCAAAGACACGCACGGUAGUCUGAUUGGCGUGUCUAAAGUGUCCGUAGUGUAUGAUGGGGUGUGUGAGUGUGUGUGAUUGUGCCCAGUGAUGGAUUGGCACCCUGUCCAGGGUGUACUCUGCUGUAUGCCCUAGGCUCCAGGUUCCUUGUGACCCAGUAGGACAAGCGGUAUAUAGAAGAUAGGAUGGAUGGAUGGAAUAUUUAUGUAAUAUUAUAAUAUUUACAUCGUUAGUGCUGAUUCUCUCUUAAAACUUUGGAAAUAUUAACCUUUAUGAACCCUCAAAACCCAUAGAUGUCGCUAUAUUCAGUGGAAUUAUCUGUAUUACGAACGUCUUCAGUACACUUCUCCGAUCAGGAUUAGUGGCUAUUCUUUACUGAAAGCUCUGUGAGCAUUGCUUUUUUUUUUUUUUUAGAACUCCCAAAUUUGUCUGAUGGAUCUUUAUUUUAUUUCAGAACGCGUCUCUGUAAUCUCUUGCAAUGCAUCCUUGUGGUCAGUAGGCUUUCCAGACACUGGGUUAGCCUAUGAGUUCAAACUUUAAAGGGUUUUAAAAAAAUAUAUCUCCAGUCCAGGAUACGUCCCACAAAUGAUUUCAAAGUGGGUAUGAAAGUGGAGACGUACGACCCUCGGAACUCCACCUCCGUGUGUAUCGCCACUGUGAUGGGGCUGAUGGGAGCACGUCUGCGCCUGCGGUUGGACGGCAGCGACAGCACCAAUGACUUCUGGCGUCUGGUCGACUCUUCAGACAUUCAGCCAAUCGGCACGUGUGAGAAGAGUGGAGACAUGCUGCAGCCACCGCUAGGUUUCCGGAUGAACACCUCAUCCUGGCCCGUGUUCCUGUUAAGAACGUUAAGUGGAGCGGAGAUAGCACCAGCCCCGGCGUUUAAAAAGGAGCCGCUCAAGCCGUCGCGAAACUACUUCAAAGUGGGCAUGAAGCUGGAAGCAGUGGACAGGAAGAACCCGUGUCUGAUCUGCCCAGCUACCGUCGGACAGGUGCGUGGAGACGAGGUUUUCAUCAUGUUCGACGGCUGGCGUGGAGCCUUCGACUACUGGUGCGAGUACUACUCCAGGGACAUCUUUCCCAUCGGCUGGUGUCACCUGACCAACCAUAGCCUCCAGCCACCUGGGACCAGUUGUGCUCUCCCUAAGAGCCUGAUUCCUUCGCUGUCCCCGUCCCGAUCGUGGCGCCGCUCCAUGCAAUCCCCGUACCAGCUUCCGCACCCGCUGCCCCCAUUGCCCGUCAGGAAGGGCGUGCGGGGCCGCCGUCCCAAGAGCCAGACCAUCGCCAUGCUAAAGGCCAUACAGAACGGACAGACGCAAACGCAAAGCAGCGUGCACAAGAGCGUCGAGCCUGAACACCUGGAGCCCAGGCUGCACAAAAAGAGAGGACCCAAACCUGGCAGCAAGAGGAAACCGAGAGCCCUUCCUCCUCUGUCCAGUCCGUCUCUGUCCUCGUCUGUCUCGGAUGGCCGACUCUCCAGUCUCCAAAUGACCAAAGACUCCGGAGUGUUGACCACAGUGUGCGUGUACGUGAAUAAGCACGGCGAGUGCGGCCCACAUCUGGACCGGAAGCUGAUGCUGCAGCUGCCGGAUCAUUUCGGGCCCGGCCCGGUGAACACAGUGCUGCAGCACGCCGUGCAAGCAUGUGUGGACUGCGCGUACCAGCCCAAAACGCUCUUCAGCUUCCUGCAGUCGCAGUCAGACGGCGGAGAGAUCAUCCGAGUUCGCUCUGACGGAGGGAUCCACUAUGUGAAGUUACCUCGAGCCUCCAGCGCCUCAUUCGUGCUGCGCUUCCUCGAGACCCUGUGCCACCAUUUGCAGUCGGAGAACCUGUUCAGCAGCCAGCCGUUCAAUCCACUCACCGCUAGCACACUCAACGCCUACGACAGGAGCAAGUCAGUGAAGGAGGAGACGUCGGAAGCAUUGUCUAUAGUGCGCGGUAGCAGACGCUUCACCAGAGACUCCUCCGCCUAUAGCACGCCGACUCCUACAAACCCACCGAGGACAGACACACACUCCUCAGAAGAAACUCUCCCCUCGGAAAACAGUGUCUCUGCUGAGCAGCAUUUCUCUGAGGAGCCCAUGGACACGAGUUCUGCGCCAUCUCGGCCUCCCACGCUGCGCGGUACAACCGAGCAUCGCAAUCCAGCCGGGAACAGCCCGCACUACGCUCCCCAGCAACCCCCUCUGCGCCGGGUCACCUCCAACCCAUCUGAGCUGGCCACCACACGCAUGCUCAGACGAGUGGAAGGUACGCUAUCUGCCAGCUCUACCACCGGUCCAGAUCACCAGACAGCUGAGCGAGAGGCGUCCAACAGGAGCCCGUCCUCAUGGAGCAUAGAGGAAGUGAUGCAGUUUGUGCGGGACGCAGACCCUCAGGCCCUAGCGCCGCACGCCGAACUCUUCAGGAAGCAUGAGAUCGAUGGCAAGGCUCUAAUGCUGCUGCGAAGUGACAUGAUCAUGAAGUACAUGGGCCUAAAGCUGGGUCCUGCUCUUAAACUGUGCCAUCAUAUUGAAAAACUGAAACAGGGCAAACUGUAG
Molecule: messenger RNA, 3926 nt
Organism: Ictalurus furcatus (blue catfish)
Lineage: Eukaryota; Metazoa; Chordata; Actinopteri; Siluriformes; Ictaluridae
Gene: scml2
Product: Scm polycomb group protein like 2
Exons: 12
Coding region: 1989-3926 (645 amino acids)
Biological process (GO): regulation of DNA-templated transcription
Cellular component (GO): nucleus
Molecular function (GO): protein binding
Source: RefSeq, a predicted model, not a curated record